AGCUGGGUGUAGCCCACGCUUCCUGCAGCUCAGGUGAGGGAUUUCUGUCUCUGUGGGGCUCCUGGUAGGGGAAAUCUUUGGGGGGUCACCUGCUCUGCCCCGCAGCCUGUGAGGAGCACUGGCACUGCCCAAGGCGAUGCUGGCUGGGCUCAUGCAACUCAUGUUUGACUGACCCCAUGCCUUCCUCCCAUAGUGGCUCACAGAUGUGCUUCCUAUCGGGCUGCAACCACCCCAGUUUUGCCUUCCAAUGGAGGACCCUCCUGGCUCAUCUCGUGGCUCUGCACCUCCUCCAUCUGGGAUCAGCCCAGCUCACAGUGGUGGCACCGAGCCUCCCUGUCACUGCCGUCGUGGGACAGGACGUCGUGCUGCGCUGCUACUUGUCCCCUUGCAAGGAUGCUUGGAGCUCAGACAUCAGAUGGAUCCAGCACCAGUCCUCUGGCCUUGUGCACCACUACCAAAGUGGGGUGGAUCUGGAGCAGAUGGAGGAGUAUAAAGGGAGGACAGAACUGCUCAGGGAUGGUCUCUCUGAUGGAAACCUGGAUCUGCGCAUCACUGCUGUGAGACCCUCUGAUAGUGGCUCCUACAGCUGUGCUGUGGAAGAUGGUGAUGGCUAUGCAGAAGCUGUGGUGAACCUGGAGGUGUCAGAUCCCUUUUCCAAGAUUGUCCAUUCCUGGAAGGUGGCUCUGGGUGUGGUUGUCACACUUCUGGUUGGGUUAUUUGUUGUCAUCAUUGUUUUUCUCCAUAGAAAGCGAGCGGCACAGAGCAAAGAGCUGAAGAGAAAAGAUGCAGCACUGGCGCAACUAGUUGAGAUAUCAGGUGACUCUCCCACAACAUUUUUUUUUUAAAUGCUCUGCCUGUGG
Molecule: messenger RNA, 860 nt
Organism: Meleagris gallopavo (turkey)
Lineage: Eukaryota; Metazoa; Chordata; Aves; Galliformes; Phasianidae
Source: RefSeq, a predicted model, not a curated record